UCAUACACCGCAGCGACGUACGAGGAGUCCAAAGUGUGCCACGUUUGACCAAAAGCUGCCGUGAACGUCCACACCGCCAUAAGCAUAAGAGUUACCUGCAGCGACAUGAUUACUACUGGAAGUACACAAAGUUGUUCCAGGUGUGUCUUACCAGCCGAACAAGGUGACAUAUGCGCCAAGUUAAACGCUUUCGCGCAGCUCUCGUUAGCACACACGCACCGGAACAAGAUGGCAACACCGGAAGCAGCAACAGGAGGAGAAAUAAGUGACAUUACUACUAAACCUCCCACGUCCAAGUCGUUACAGGCUUUUAAGGACUGCUUGAGCUGCCGCCUCAUCUGCGGCGGCGGUCUGAUCGUGGCCGGGGCCUACGUGUACAACGGCGCCCGUACAGUCAUGCGCCAGCGCGGGCCGACCACCAUAGGGAUCGUCGCACAGAUCACAUUCGCAGCAUGUGUGGCUGGAUGGGGAGUGAUCGUCAUGGUUGACCCUGUGGGGAAAAUGCAGAGGGCGGACGAGAAGUGAGGCAGCUUGGGGAUAAACAUGGACAAAGACACUGUUUGAAACGGGCAUAAUUAUGUGUGACAAAUAUACAUUAUAAGCAUA
Entelurus aequoreus (snake pipefish) is the source of this 606-nucleotide messenger RNA. RefSeq names its product distal membrane arm assembly component 1 (gene dmac1). NCBI's taxonomy places the organism in Eukaryota, Metazoa, Chordata, Actinopteri, Syngnathiformes, Syngnathidae. The coding region runs from base 106 to 525 and encodes 139 amino acids. The record is from RefSeq and is a predicted model, not a curated record. The transcript is spliced from 3 exons.